AUGGCACGCUUUUUUCCAUUUCUAUGCUGCUCCGUGACGGAGCCAAAGCAUGAAGAGGAUGUCGAAGAGGUUUUUGACGACUUCCUCUUCCGUGGUGGGCACCGUCGAUUUGAUGAGUUCGCCAGCCUCUCAGAAAACAGUUGGUGCAGGAAGCAUGCCCUGGUCAUUGCCGGCUCACCAGUCACCAGCAUUACCCUGGCAGAUGACCUUGACAGCAGCUGGGCCAGCACCGAUAAGAAGGCACUCAUGUGGACGAAUAGCUGCCGACUAGCAUCAGACCCGCGUGACUGCCCCCCACUUGCUAUGCGGGAGCAUUCGACAUUGUCUGCCGCAUUCGACCGAUUCGAAUUGCUGGAGGCUGCCCACCUCGCCAACGGCAAAGCAGACGAAAUGCCUCACCUGGCGAUAUUGGGAACCGGUGGAGUGACCAGAUUACGCACCGUUGCCGCACUGUACGAGGCAUCGCUCCAGAAAAUCAACAUUGUCCCGUCCAGCAUGCCUGUCUUCGGAGCACUUCCCGACUAUGAUUUCGAGUACGGCUUGGAGCUCCAAAGUCAUUCUUUCAUGCUGGUCGUCACGGUCACUUGGCAUCUUGGCAGUAUGGAUGAGCUGCUCCGCUACGCGGCGCUGUACAUAAGCAAGGACUGUUCUCCUGGUUGGGAUAGCACCGUCCACAAGGUUGAGCCUUUGGGACAGCAAGCCGCAGCGGAGGCAGUUUGGCGCGUGCACGGGGUUGAUGGUGUUGGAGUGAAGACCGAUGACGUGCUUCGUCGCAACUGGCUCAUUCCAGAGAAGCGUUCCGCCUACGAUGCUUGGGUUGUGGAAGCGUCGGCAACGGACGAGGAUCAGCCUUUUGGCGCAUCACUGCCACCUGUGGAGGAUGGCCAUGUACGUGCUUCAGAUGUAUUGAAGUUCACAGCUCUAACCGGUGACCGCGGAGAAGGCGGAGUCGGAUUCACGUUGAAGGUCCGACAUGUUUUGACCGUGUCACCCGGAUCGCUGAGCAUGGCGUUGAUGCGUUUCAUGCCAAAGUGGGCCCUCCGGAAAGCGCUUGGCUCAGCUUUGGAGCGUGCUGUGCGCAUGACGCCUGAACACGUGGAAAAGAACUGCCGUCCUUUGGGAGACAUUGUGCAAAAAGGACCAGCAGCACAAUUUUACGCAGCACUGAGUAGCAGAAUUCUGCACAAGUCAUGA
Messenger RNA from Symbiodinium necroappetens, 1194 nucleotides. The record is from the annotation of a GenBank genome assembly. Lineage: Eukaryota; Dinophyceae; Suessiales; Symbiodiniaceae.